This is a messenger RNA of Protomyces lactucae-debilis, 795 nucleotides long. RefSeq lists its product as uncharacterized. The record is from RefSeq and is a predicted model, not a curated record. The transcript has a single exon. NCBI's taxonomy places the organism in Eukaryota, Fungi, Ascomycota, Taphrinomycetes, Taphrinales, Protomycetaceae. The coding region runs from base 1 to 795 and encodes 264 amino acids.
AUGGACAGCCGCUCUCUCAUCGAGGCCUCAGGCAAUGUACAGCGUAUACAACAACACGGCAAGGCGCAUCUCGAUCAAUAUCCGCUCCGUCAACAGCAAAAGCUGCCACAAACACAGCGCAGCAGUACGCCCCAGUAUUACGGAUAUGAUCGCUCCUCACUGCAGAGCGAAGCUUUCCAAUUUGAUCUCGACAGGCAUCUCUCUGUCAAUGCAUACGAUAUGCUGAGCACACUAUCAUCAGAUGACGAGCGGGAAGCAGAGUACACUUGGGAACCAAUUCGUGCGCCACCUUCCACUCUACCGCCUGUCCCCGUCCUACCAGACACAUUUCCGCUGCCGAUACAUGAUGCGUAUAUGCAGCGGUCGCCCAUCAUACUGGAAGUCACGACAUCAACAGCGCGCAAAGUGUCACCCAUUUCUCUGGACAAUCCAGCACGCCAGUUCAGUGCAGGUCCCUCGGCGCAUCAGAAGACUGCCUCGCAAAAGUACCUGCUACCCAUGCACACGGUGAAUCCGCACCUGACACUGGACAAGCCAGCAGCGAAGAAGGAUCGUGUGGUUCAAGUCCAUUGGCUACUAUUGGUCUCUGGCUGCUUCUUCCCACCGCUUCUCUUCUGUCUGGCUUUUGGCGUUUUUGACGAGGUGUGCUAUCUAGGUCCCAAGGCUGGGCUUGUAGGCGAUGCGGGCGGGCUCGCAGGUCAGAUUCGCAGGAUCAAGGUAGCAGCGGCGGUGAUUGGCACGACAAUGCUGGUCGCCUGUCUGGCUGGCUUCAUUGUUGGCUUUGCUCUAGCCUGA